AUGAAUACCCAUGAGCUGGGGGAGCCGGGAGGCUGCACGCACUGUGCCUUGAAUGCAAAAGCCCAGUGCGUCCCCGCAGCACAAAGAGCUGUGGCUGCGCACGGGACCGGCGCCGUCCGAGGCGGUGAGCGGCAAUGAUCCCACAUUAUGCUCGAGGCUCGCUGGAGCACGACGCCCUGGGAUGUGGGGCUGGGGGCCGGGGUGGGAUGGAUCGGGGCUGGAAGCCGUUCCCUUGGUAACGGCGGGUCCCAGUUUCCACCAAUCGAUGUGGCGGUGCAGGCUGGGGGGGCUCGUGGCCUACAUAAGCGCCCGUCGGGCACCGCGCGCCCCGGCAGAUGCGAAACGAUGGCGAGGCUGACGGGCACCCGGCCCCUAGCUGCCCGCCGCUGGGGCUGCGCUGCCACCGCUUUCCUCCUCCUCCUCCUCACUGUGCAGGCUGCUCAGAAAGCUGACCUUGGCGGCGAUGCCACUGCAGCCACCAUCAACCACUCACUGACGCUGCUGCAGAGGCUGCAGGAGCUGCUGCAGAACGGCAACGGCAGCGACUCGGUGCUGCGGGUGCGCACGGCCGCCUCUGAUGAGGCCAAGGUCUUCCACACCCACCAGCUGCUGCUCAGCCUCCAGAGCGAGGUCUUCGAGGGGCUCCUGCGCAAUCAGAGUGUUGUCACCCUGCAUGAGCCGCCUGAAACUGCCGCGCUCUUUGAGAAGUUCAUCAGGUACCUGUACUGUGGAGGGGUUUCUCUCCUACUGCACCAAGCCAUCCCCCUCCACCAGCUGGCCAGCAAGUACCGGGUGUGGGGGCUGCAGCGUGGCGUGGCCGACUACAUGAGGAGCCACCUGGCCAGCGAGUCGAGCCAGGGCCACGUGGUGGGCUGGUACCACUAUGCUGCACGCAUCGGGGACACGGCGCUGCAGGAGAGCUGCCUGCAGUUCCUGGCCUGGAACCUGUCGUCUGUGCUCGGCAGCGCCGAGUGGGCUUCGGUCAGCGUGGAGCUGCUGCUGCUGCUGCUGGAGCGCUCCGACCUGGUGCUGCACAGCGAGCUGGAGCUCUACACCGCUGUGGAGGCCUGGCUGGCCCGGCAGCAGCCCGAGGACGCUGUGGCUGAGCGGGUGCUGCGUGCCAUCCGUUACCCCAUGAUCGCGCCCAGCCAGCUGUUCCGGCUGCAGACGCAGUCGGCGGUGCUGGUGCGGCACUACAGCGCGGUGCAGGACCUGCUCUUCCAGGCCUUCCAGUUCCACGCCGCAUCCCCUCUGCACUUUGCCAAGUACUUUGACGUCAACUGCAGCAUGUUUCUGCCCCGCAACUACCUCGCACCCAGCUGGGGCUCCCAGUGGGUCAUCAACAACCCGGCACGGGAUGACCGCAGCACCAGCUUCCAGACCCAGCUUGGGCCCAGCAGCCACGACUCCGGCAAGCGGGUGACCUGGAACGUGCUCUUCUCUCCACGCUGGCUGCCCGUCAGCCUGCGCCCCGUCUACUCGGACUCGGUGUCCAGCGCCAUCCAACCGGUGCGCAUCGAGGACGGCCGCCCGCGACUCGUUGUCACCCCGGCCACCAGCAGCCCCGACUUCGCUGGUGUCAGCUUCCAGAAGACGGUGCUGGUGGGUGUGCGGCAGCAGGGCCGCAUCUUUGUCAAGCAUGCCUACAGCUUCCACCAGAGCUCGGAUGAGACGGCUGACUUCCUCGCCCAUGCCGACCUGCAGAAGCGCACCUCUGAGUACCUCAUCGACAACGCCCUGCACCUGCACAUCAUCAUCAAGCCUGUCUACCACUCCCUCAUCAAGGUGAAGAAGUAG
Molecule: messenger RNA, 1797 nt
Organism: Lagopus leucura (white-tailed ptarmigan)
Lineage: Eukaryota; Metazoa; Chordata; Aves; Galliformes; Phasianidae
Gene: BTBD17
Product: BTB domain containing 17
Molecular function (GO): protein binding
Source: RefSeq, a predicted model, not a curated record